GAUGGUACAUGUAAGCCGGUCAAUGAAUUGUUUUCAAAACUUGCACUGGAAGAAAAUGGUGAAGACAAUGGUCGUAAACAGCGUACUGAGGGGCAGCAACAUGGCGGACGGAAUAAAAGUGGUGACAGGAGAACUCCAGUUAAAACAAAACCAACGAAGACGAAAGGCGAUUCACUUGAUGCGAGAGCGAUGGUGGGUAAUGGGAUCGCAGAUCAAGAUGAGAAUAAAACAGCCGCAGAUGGCUUGGCGGCUGAACGUCGUUCUUUAACACGCUUUGUACAGCGUCAGCGACCUGUUCUUAAAAAUGCCGCAGAAAUAACGCUGAAUGUUGUGGAUGAUGAGGAAGAUUCCAAUGUAAUCGUGAUCUCCGAUUCCGACUAA
Molecule: messenger RNA, 381 nt
Organism: Gongylonema pulchrum
Lineage: Eukaryota; Metazoa; Nematoda; Chromadorea; Rhabditida; Gongylonematidae
Source: the annotation of a GenBank genome assembly